This is a messenger RNA of Brassica oleracea var. oleracea, 431 nucleotides long. RefSeq lists its product as uncharacterized. The record is from RefSeq and is a predicted model, not a curated record. NCBI's taxonomy places the organism in Eukaryota, Viridiplantae, Streptophyta, Magnoliopsida, Brassicales, Brassicaceae.
AUGUUUCCACCUGAGGACGAAUAUGGAGACAAGGUUUUAAAAUGUUUACAGAAACCACCCUUCCUCUUUAUCUUCGACGUCAAUGAUCUCUGGUACACGAGAUUGAAAGAUCUGACCUCGAGUUCCGAUGGCUUUGGUUCGUUGUUUUUCACCACCAACACUGUUCCUUUACAAUCACAAGGCCGGUUGGAAAUGGAUUCUUCAAACAUAGCCAUUCGAAAUGAGCUCGUGAAAAGAGCAGCUUCGAUGCAUCUCCAGUCUUCUAUGAUUGUAUCUGCUCCUGACACAAACUGGUUUAAAAGUUUCUGUUUGAAGGCAAAGCAUCAGGCGAUUGAUAGUCUCAGACCAGUUAACCGGAUUUUAACUUUUAGCUAAGAGAUGUAUUUAGUCCAACUUGUAAAUGCGUAAAUACUUAGAUAAACAAUCAGAUA